This is a messenger RNA of Chrysemys picta bellii (western painted turtle), 2530 nucleotides long. The record is from RefSeq and is a predicted model, not a curated record. Lineage: Eukaryota; Metazoa; Chordata; Testudines; Emydidae.
GGUCGUCUCCCAUUGGUGGCGGAGACCAGAGGCGUGCGCAAGGUGGGGCCGUUACAGGCUGCUGCGCGCGCCGAGGGAGGGCGCAGGGCGUGGGACGGUGAUGAAGGGAGGCACGGAGAGGGGGAAGAUGGCUGCCCGGCAGUGGAGAUGUCAACUAUGCUGAGGUCUGCAUGUGUCCUAUAUUGAAGUCUGGCUCCACGACUACAUUUUGCUUCACUGUGAACUUAAUCUUUUCCUGUAUUUUACAACACUGUACGUUGUUGAGGUGCAUAUAUCUACUGGUCUUAAUAUUAAAGCAAUAGUUGAUUAUAAACCCUUCAAACUGACCUCUUGGCAUCUUAUUACUGUUUUAGAUUUGCUUCUACUGCUCAUUUUACAAUGGUUUAUUGCUCAGCUUUGAACUGUCAAAAUGCUACGAGUGGGGUAUAUAAGAACAGUACAGUUACUUUCUAUGGCUUUCCUUUACAUAACAAACCUCUCUUGAAGCAGUGGAUUCACAACAUGGGUCGGGAAAUGGGAACUCCAUCGAAACAUCAGCGACUAUGUUCUAAACAUUUUGAGGACAGUUCUUUUGAAAUUGAUCCUCUAAAAAUUAGGAAAAACCGGCGCCUACUGAAAGAAGCAGUUCCCAAAAAAUUCAUUUUGGGCGAAGACGGAAACUGGCUUGUUGGAACACCUCAAAGUUUCUGUGGUGGAAUAAGUAAUAAAACUCGAAAACGAAUCCGGAAUCCUGAACAUUUGAAGGUCCCAGGGACAUUUGAUAAUGUUGCAGCUCCUGAAGGGAAGAAUUUAGAAGAGUGGCAAAAAGAGCUUUACAAAAAAGUGAUAAAGGACAAUUAUGAAUCUUUAAUCUCACUGGGUAAAGUCUCCAAACAUGAUAUGCAGUCUAGAGAAGAGCUACGUGUCAAGGCUCAGCGGGGCUUUGAGGAAAAAGAAAUGUCUAUGAAUCCUCGCAUAGGAGCAAUAUGACCUACAAGCAUUGUGUGCAUUAUGGAUCAGGAAUGUUUUAUUCUUAGGAGAUUUCCUUUUCCCAAGCAGAUGAAAUGAAUGAUUGGAUUCUUUUUAUUCCAGUGGAUGAUGGGAUUGAGAUCAAAACUGAAGUGCAGGAUAAUGAGGAAGCUCCAGAAAAUAUGAAACUGCAUGGAUCGUUUUCAGGAAGAUCAGAAGACCUGGUUUUCCAAACUCCUGACAAGGGAAUAACUUGCGAGAGUCAUUGGAGCACAGCAACAGAGCCGUUGAAUCUUUCUGGAAGCAGAAUGGGUAACUCGACUCUUGGGAAAGGAGAUUCCAAUACAUUCAAAGAUAUCCUUUUCUACCAGGAGACACCCACAGGAGAGAGACUAUACCUAUGUACAGAAUGUAAGAAAACCUUUAAAUUGAAGAUAGGUCUUUUAAAACACAAGCGAAUUCAUGCAAAAAAGAGUCCUGUAUCAUCAUACAUAUGUACAGACUGUGGAAAAAGCUUUGGUCGCCAUGCAGAUCUUAUUAGACACCAGAGAACUCACACGGGAGAGAGACCCUAUAAAUGUACAGAAUGCGAGAAAAGCUUUACUGAGAAACCAAGACUUACUAAUCACUUACGGACUCACAACAUCUGCCUGUAAUCACUGUGGCAAAAGCUUUAUGGGAACUCAUUUUCUACUCAGUCACCAACAAAUCCAUCUGAGAAUAUGGACCAUACACAUGUACCAACUAUGGGAAAAGCUUUUGUGUAAGAAGACAUUGUAUAACACUGAAUUGGAUCUGUCAUUGUAGCUCAUCGGUUUAAACCUUGAGAAGCAACUGAAUUUAUUAGCUAUCAAAAUGAUUCAUGCAAGGGGGGAGAACGGACAUAUAAAAGUGUAUUGACUAUACCAAAAUUUUUAUUCAAAAAAGCAUAUUCUAAAAUACCAACUAACCUAUACUAGAGAGAGACUGUGUCAUUGCAGAAAACAUGGGAGAAGUUUGACAUGAGGAACCUUUGAUCACAUCACCAGAGAAUUUACGGAACAGAGCAAGAUCAUUCACAGAAUUUUAGAUAGAAAUUAGAGCUUCAAAGAGCCUUAGAUCAGUUUAAGAGAUUGGGCUUCUUGAUGUUAAAAACAGGAAAUAAAUGGUAAAGUCCAUUAAGCGCAGUCAAAUGACAGUGAGUGAAAGCACCAACGCAUGUUAGUAGUCCAAAGACAAAAUGUAGUUCAAACUUCCACAGUUUAGAGUAAUUUACAGCACAUGAGAUGCAGGCUUCAUUUUUGAGCUCCUGGAAGAGAAAACAGACAUGGGUAAUGGUCUCCUUUCUGUCGCUUCUGUGCAACAUGAAUGACGAGAGGCAAAAUUUAUGUGGGAUUAUUCUUCUCUAAACCAAAAGCAGCACUGGUUCCAAAUUCAGAGGAAGCGUCAGCAGAUGGAGAUAGGGGAAAAAAAACAGUGGAGUCAUCUGCUUAAAAACAUAAUCAAACAUAGGUCAGAAAAUCUUACCAAACCCGUGCAUCUUGUUAAAUGCCUUGCUUAAAGGUGGCCUGCAAACAAUUAAAAAACACCUGGUUUUGUGCCC